Molecule: messenger RNA, 2370 nt
Organism: Komagataella phaffii GS115
Lineage: Eukaryota; Fungi; Ascomycota; Pichiomycetes; Pichiales; Pichiaceae
Product: Protein O-mannosyltransferase, transfers mannose residues from dolichyl phosphate-D-mannose to prote
Exons: 1
Coding region: 1-2370 (789 amino acids)
Biological process (GO): protein O-linked glycosylation via mannose
Cellular component (GO): membrane; endoplasmic reticulum
Molecular function (GO): dolichyl-phosphate-mannose-protein mannosyltransferase activity
Source: RefSeq, a predicted model, not a curated record
AUGUGCCAGAUAUUUCUCCCGCAAAACGUAACACGUUGUUCUGUUUCCCUUUUGACAAUGAGUAAAACAAGUCCUCAAGAGGUGCCAGAAAACACUACUGAGCUUAAAAUCUCAAAAGGAGAGCUCCGUCCUUUUAUUGUGACCUCUCCAUCUCCUCAAUUGAGCAAGUCUCGUUCUGUGACUUCAACCAAGGAGAAGCUGAUAUUGGCUAGUUUGUUCAUAUUUGCAAUGGUCAUCAGGUUCCACAACGUCGCCCACCCUGACAGCGUUGUGUUUGAUGAAGUUCACUUUGGGGGGUUUGCCAGAAAGUACAUUUUGGGAACCUUUUUCAUGGAUGUUCAUCCGCCAUUGGCCAAGCUAUUAUUUGCUGGUGUUGGCAGUCUUGGUGGAUACGAUGGAGAGUUUGAGUUCAAGAAAAUUGGUGACGAAUUCCCAGAGAAUGUUCCUUAUGUGCUCAUGAGAUAUCUUCCCUCUGGUAUGGGAGUUGGAACAUGUAUUAUGUUGUAUUUGACUCUGAGAGCUUCUGGUUGUCAACCAAUAGUCUGUGCUCUGACAACCGCUCUUUUGAUCAUUGAGAAUGCUAAUGUUACAAUCUCCAGAUUCAUUUUGCUGGAUUCGCCAAUGCUGUUUUUUAUUGCUUCAACAGUUUACUCUUUCAAGAAAUUUCAAAUUCAGGAACCGUUUACCUUCCAAUGGUACAAGACCCUUAUUGCUACUGGUGUUUCUUUAGGGUUAGCAGCUUCCAGUAAAUGGGUUGGUUUGUUCACCGUUGCCUGGAUUGGAUUGAUAACAAUUUGGGACUUAUGGUUCAUCAUUGGUGAUUUGACUGUUUCUGUAAAGAAAAUUUUCGGCCAUUUUAUCACCAGAGCUGUAGCUUUCUUAGUCGUCCCCACUCUGAUCUACCUCACUUUCUUUGCCAUCCAUUUGCAAGUCUUAACCAAGGAAGGUGAUGGUGGUGCUUUCAUGUCUUCCGUCUUCAGAUCGACCUUAGAAGGUAAUGCUGUUCCAAAACAGUCGCUGGCCAACGUUGGUUUGGGCUCUUUAGUCACUAUCCGUCAUUUGAACACCAGAGGUGGUUACUUACACUCUCACAAUCAUCUUUACGAGGGUGGUUCUGGUCAACAGCAGGUCACCUUGUACCCACACAUUGAUUCUAAUAAUCAAUGGAUUGUACAGGAUUACAACGCGACUGAGGAGCCAACUGAAUUUGUUCCAUUGAAAGACGGUGUCAAAAUCAGAUUAAACCACAAAUUGACUUCCCGAAGAUUGCACUCUCAUAACCUCAGACCUCCUGUGACUGAACAAGAUUGGCAAAAUGAGGUAUCUGCUUAUGGACAUGAGGGCUUUGGCGGUGAUGCCAAUGAUGACUUUGUUGUGGAGAUUGCCAAGGAUCUUUCAACUACUGAAGAAGCUAAGGAAAACGUUAGGGCCAUUCAAACUGUUUUUAGAUUGAGACAUGCGAUGACUGGUUGUUACUUGUUCUCCCACGAAGUCAAGCUUCCCAAGUGGGCAUAUGAGCAACAAGAGGUUACUUGUGCUACUCAAGGUAUCAAACCACUAUCUUACUGGUACGUUGAGACCAACGAAAACCCAUUCUUGGAUAAAGAGGUUGAUGAAAUAGUUAGCUAUCCUGUUCCGACUUUCUUUCAAAAGGUUGCCGAGCUACACGCCAGAAUGUGGAAGAUCAACAAGGGCUUAACUGAUCAUCAUGUCUAUGAAUCCAGUCCAGAUUCUUGGCCCUUCCUGCUCAGAGGUAUAAGCUACUGGUCAAAAAAUCACUCACAAAUUUAUUUCAUAGGUAAUGCUGUCACUUGGUGGACAGUCACCGCAAGUAUUGCUUUGUUCUCUGUCUUUUUGGUUUUCUCUAUUCUGAGAUGGCAAAGAGGUUUUGGGUUCAGCGUUGACCCAACUGUGUUCAACUUCAAUGUUCAAAUGCUUCAUUACAUCCUAGGAUGGGUACUGCAUUACUUGCCAUCUUUCCUUAUGGCCCGUCAGCUAUUUUUGCACCACUAUCUACCAUCAUUGUACUUUGGUAUAUUGGCUCUCGGACAUGUGUUUGAGAUUAUUCACUCUUAUGUCUUCAAAAACAAACAGGUUGUGUCUUACUCCAUAUUCGUUCUCUUUUUUGCCGUUGCGCUUUCUUUCUUCCAAAGAUAUUCUCCAUUGAUCUAUGCAGGACGAUGGACCAAGGACCAAUGCAACGAAUCCAAGAUACUCAAGUGGGACUUUGACUGUAACACCUUCCCCAGUCACACAUCUCAGUAUGAAAUAUGGGCAUCCCCUGUACAAACUUCCACUCCUAAAGAAGGAACCCACUCAGAAUCUACCGUCGGAGAACCUGACGUUGAGAAGCUGGGAGAGACAGUCUAA